GCGCGCCCCCGCGUGGCGCCGGCCGCGCUCGCUCGCUCGCUCGCUCUCGCGCCCGCGCAGGGGCGCGCCACAGGGCGGGCGCCUCCCUCUGCCUCCCUCAGCUGCGAGCGCCGGCGGUGGCUGCCGGAGAGGCCCCUCCUUCUCGCCCCGCUCCAUUCCUCGCUCGCGGCCGAGCGGGCUCCCGACCCUCUGCCUGGCCAUGGCCGGCAACGUGAAGAAGAGCUCGGGCGCCGGCGGCGGCGGCUCUGGGGGCUCGGGAGCGGGCGGCCUGAUCGGGCUCAUGAAGGACGCCUUCCAGCCGCACCACCACCACCACCACCACCUCAGCCCGCACCCUCCCUGCACGGUGGACAAGAAGAUGGUGGAGAAGUGCUGGAAGCUCAUGGACAAGGUGGUGCGAUUGUGUCAAAACCCAAAGCUGGCACUCAAGAACAGCCCGCCAUAUAUCUUAGACCUGCUGCCUGACACCUACCAGCAUCUCCGCACUGUCUUGUCAAGAUAUGAGGGGAAGAUGGAGACGCUUGGAGAAAAUGAGUAUUUCAGGGUGUUCAUGGAAAAUUUGAUGAAGAAAACUAAGCAGACUAUUAGCCUCUUCAAGGAGGGAAAAGAAAGGAUGUAUGAGGAGAAUUCCCAGCCUAGGCGAAACCUAACCAAAUUAUCCCUGAUCUUCAGCCACAUGCUGGCAGAACUGAAAGGCAUCUUUCCAAGUGGACUCUUCCAAGGAGACACUUUUCGGAUUACUAAAGCAGAUGCUGCAGAAUUUUGGAGAAAAGCUUUUGGUGAAAAGACAAUAGUCCCUUGGAAGAGCUUUCGACAGGCCCUUCAUGAAGUGCAUCCCAUCAGUUCUGGGCUGGAGGCCAUGGCUCUGAAGUCCACUAUUGAUCUGACCUGCAAUGAUUAUAUUUCUGUUUUUGAGUUUGAUAUUUUUACACGGCUGUUUCAGCCCUGGUCCUCUUUGCUCAGAAAUUGGAACAGCCUUGCUGUAACUCACCCUGGUUACAUGGCUUUCCUGACAUAUGAUGAAGUGAAAGCCCGGCUCCAGAAGUUCAUCCACAAACCUGGCAGUUACAUCUUUCGGCUGAGCUGUACUCGUUUGGGUCAGUGGGCUAUUGGGUAUGUUACUGCUGAUGGGAACAUUCUGCAGACAAUCCCGCACAAUAAACCGCUCUUUCAAGCACUGAUUGAUGGCUUCAGGGAAGGCUUCUAUUUGUUUCCUGACGGACGAAAUCAAAAUCCUGACCUGACAGGUUUAUGUGAACCAACUCCUCAAGAUCAUAUCAAAGUAACCCAGGAACAAUACGAAUUAUACUGUGAAAUGGGCUCCACAUUUCAACUGUGUAAGAUAUGUGCUGAGAACGAUAAGGAUGUGAAGAUUGAGCCCUGUGGACACCUCAUGUGCACAUCCUGCCUCACGUCGUGGCAGGAAUCAGAAGGUCAGGGCUGUCCUUUUUGCCGAUGUGAAAUCAAAGGUACUGAGCCUAUCGUGGUGGAUCCGUUUGACCCCAGAGGCAGUGGCAGCCUAUUAAGGCAAGGGGCAGAAGGUGCUCCUUCCCCAAAUUACGAUGAUGAUGAUGAUGAACGAGCUGAUGAUUCUCUCUUCAUGAUGAAGGAGUUGGCAGGUGCCAAGGUGGAAAGGCCUUCCUCUCCAUUCUCCAUGGCCCCACAAGCUUCCCUUCCUCCAGUGCCACCAAGACUUGACCUUCUACAGCAGCGAGCACCUGUUCCUGCCAGCACUUCAGUUCUGGGGACUGCUUCCAAGGCUGCUUCUGGCUCACUUCAUAAAGACAAACCAUUGCCAAUACCUCCCACACUUCGAGAUCUUCCACCACCACCCCCUCCAGACCGGCCUUACUCUGUUGGAGCAGAAGCAAGGCCUCAGAGACGCCCCCUGCCUUGUACACCAAGCGAUUGCCCAUCUAGAGACAAACUUCCCCCUGUCCCCUCUAGCCGCCCAGGGGACUCAUGGUUGUCUCGACCAAUCCCUAAAGUACCAGUAGCUACUCCAAACCCUGGUGAUCCUUGGAAUGGGAGAGAAUUGACUAAUCGGCACUCACUUCCAUUCUCAUUGCCCUCACAAAUGGAACCCAGAACAGAUGUCCCUAGGCUCGGAAGCACGUUUAGUCUGGAUACCUCUAUGAAUAUGAAUAGCAGCCCAGUAGCAGGUCCAGAGAGUGAGCAUCCAAAAAUCAAGCCUUCCUCAUCUGCCAGCGCCAUUUACUCUCUGGCUGCCAGACCUCUUCCUGUGCCAAAACUGCCAUCUGGGGAGCAAGGGGACAGUGAAGAGGACACAGAAUAUAUGACUCCCACAUCUAGGCCUGUAGGGGUUCAGAAGCCAGAGCCCAAACGGCCUUUAGAGGCAACCCAGAGUUCACGAGCAUGUGACUGUGACCAGCAGACUGACAACUGCACAUAUGAAGCAAUGUACAACAUUCAGUCCCAAGCAUUGUCUGUGGCAGAAAACAGCGCCUCUGGGGAAGGGAAUUUGGCCACAGCCCACACUAGUACUGGCCCCGAGGAAUCAGAAAACGAGGAUGAUGGCUAUGAUGUGCCUAAGCCACCUGUGCCAGCUGUACUGGCCCGCCGGACCCUGUCUGACAUCUCCAACGCCAGCUCCUCUUUCGGCUGGUUGUCUUUGGAUGGUGAUCCCACAAACUUCAAUGAGGGUUCCCAAGUUCCUGAGCGGCCCCCCAAACCAUUCCCACGGAGAAUCAACUCAGAACGAAAAGCGAGUAGCUAUCAACAAGGCGGAGGUGCCACUGCUAACCCUGUGGCCACCACCCCCUCACCGCAGCUCUCAAGUGAGAUUGAACGCCUCAUGAGUCAGGGCUAUUCCUACCAGGACAUUCAGAAAGCUUUGGUCAUUGCCCACAACAACAUUGAGAUGGCUAAAAACAUCCUCCGGGAAUUUGUUUCUAUUUCUUCUCCUGCCCAUGUAGCCACCUAGCACAUCUCUCCCUGCCAUGGCUUCAGAGGACCCAUGAGCCAGGCUCUCUCACUCAAGGAGCACCUAGGGAAGCAGUGGCUUCUUUUGGGACAUCACAGUGAGAUCCUGCCUUUUCUGUGGGGAUCGAUACAUAUGGUUCCAAGAUUUCAAAGCAGUGGAAUGAAAAUGGAGCAGCUAAUGUGUUUCAUUCUUGUAUUGGUCUUGAGUGUUUUUAUAGUCCUGCAGUCUCCAUUGGGAGAGAGUGAGUGUUUAUUAAAUGGUAACCUACCCCCCAGGAACAGCACAGGAAGCAGUAGAAGUACUGUGCUGUGGCCCUAGUUAAGGACUUAAGACUUUCCUGUUAAGGGUAUGUGUCUCUUUGUCUGUGUGUCCUGUCAUUCUAAGGUUAUCCUGCUGUGUGUGAAUCUAGGCAGGGAGUUAGCACAAGAGCUUCAGGAAGGAAUCUCUGAAGACUCCCAUCUACUGUGGUAUUGCACCUAGGCCUGCUGGAUAUUACAACCUCAAUCCUCCCCUCUGGCUUAGAUUAUCAUGUACUUAGCUAUGUUUUAUAUUGUUAGAAUACCCGCUGUCUUUUCCCUUGGAAACUCCUUACUCCACCUCCUCCUCAUUGGUGUUCUGUAGGCUUGCUGUGACCAGUCUUACUGAAACCAAGCAGCUUAUAGGAUGGUGAUAUGUUUGGUGAUGGUGUGAUGGUGUUGGUUUGUUUGGUAGAAGAGGUGGGAAGGAGAGUACUAUUCUGUGGUCACAGUUAUAAUUGAUGCUAGCACCUAACCCUGCUCACUCCAAAGUGCUGUUUCUAUAGGAAUGGUGAACUUGUUUUUUUGUUUUUGUUUUUUUUUUUUAAUUUUAAUUCUCCUAGUUACCUAAUGACUGGUUUGAGAUAGAGGCCUUCAUAUACAUUCCGUGUCCUCCCCAGGAAAUAGCCUGUGGGAGUCUGUUGCCUUGAUGCCAGGUAUAUGUUUCUGAUGUAGGUCAUAAGUCUUUCUGCCUAACAGGAACAGAACAUUUGUUUCCAGGGUGGCUUUCCAGCCCCAAACCAUAGCGCUUUUAGGAAGUCAUAUAUACUAUUUAGAUUUACAAAAUAACCAGUAAGAACUUACCUGCUUAGUCGUUCUUGCCAGUGGUUAACUUCAGCUUAGGGGUUUCUCCCUUGAAUAGGAGCCAGGUUAGCCUUUCAUAAAUGAUUUCUUUCUUUGCCCUCUAAGGAACAGAGAUAACACCAGUGAGUGUACAGCAUUUGCUGAUGACUAGCCUCUUCUCUAGAUUGGUGGAUCCAGUGACUUGGUUGUUCAUGUGCCUAGCUUGUGCUUUGGAAUGGUUUCUCUUUCUCUUUCCUUGCCUUUUUUAUUGGGUCCUAGAUAAAACCACUAUGUCAUUCAUCCACAGUAUUUAGACAUCAUUCAUUGAAAUUCUUUAGUCAAAGACAAUUUGGGACAAUGUAGUAGUUUGUGUAUUUAUAGGUUCAUCAAGGAGAUCUAGAGUUGUUUUGGAGACCUGCUUCUAAGUCGCUGUAGUGACCUCUUAGAUUCAGUUUGUUCUCUGACUGGAGUCUUGCUGGCUUCUCUAACAGUGUUGCCUGUCGAGUACGAGCUGGCUUUCACAUGAAUCCUCUCUGUUCUUUAGGUCCAAACAGAAAUGGCCCACCAAGAAUCUGCUUUCUUUCCAGUCUUAACAUCUUUGCAACUAAAAUCUUUUGAACUCUUACUUAGUUUCUAGAUGCUUCAAGGUCUGGAUUUGAUCCUCUUGCCUUAAGGCUAUUCCCAAGGCAGAUACUGUAGUACUUUGUAUUGACUUGCUAUGGUUACCCAGUGUCUUCUCUACAUAGCAAUGAGUAGAAAACAAUAGCUUAUCAUCCACAAAAAGCUUGUGACAUCCAAUUUUAUGUUACUUGAAUAUUGAAAGCCUAAACCAGGCUUGGUGGCAUCUCAGCACUUGGGAGAUGGUGGCAAGAUGAUCAGGAGUUCAGCACAGCUCAAAGCUUCUCCAAACCCUGUCUCAAAAUAGCAGGGGUUAAAGAGAUGACUCUUCGGUUAAGAGCAACUGUUCUUGCAGAGGACCUAGGUUUGGUUCCUAGCAUUCAUAUGAAAGGUUUCUCAGAUGUAUAAGCAACUCAUAACCAUCUAUGACUUCAGUUCAAAAGAAUCUGAUGUCCUCUUCUGUGUUCUGUGGGCAACAGGCACACAUAUGAUGUGCAUACAUACAUUCAGGCAGAGCAUUAGAUAAAUACAUAUUAAAAAAUUAAAAAGAGAACUAGGGAAACGCUGCAAGCUCUAGCCUGUCUAUAUCGGAGUGUUUUUUUUUUUUUCCCUUGUUGCCCAGAAUAUUGCCCAGAAUCUGAAGAUCUAUCAAGAAAACAAAGCAUGUUACAUACCUUUUGCCUUUUUUUGUGUGUCUAAGUCUUCUAUGGAGGCUAAGGAUAUAGCUCAGUUGGUAGAGUGCUUGUCUAGCAUUCACAGAGCCAUGGUUUAAUCCCCACACUGCACAGAGCAGUGUGCUAAGGUGCACUCUGAUCCUUAGCACUCACAAGGUGAGGGCAGAGCCGGAAACUCAAGGUCACUCUUGCCUACAUAGCAAGUUUAAAACUAGCUUGGGCUACAUGAAACCCUGCCUUCAAAAGAAAACAAAAACCAAAUCUGUGGAGAUUACUGCCCAUACUAUCUAGAGGAAUGACAGUUUUGUCCUGCUCUCUGCUGAACAUGGUGUGAGCUCUGAAAUGGCCUUGGGUAGGGUAGGUGGGUAUUCAGUCCCUAUGCUAGACAGGCACAUCUUUGAUUGACUUGGGUAUUGGUUUUUCAGAUGUAUACCUGCAGGCCUUAAGGUUUGAGGCCAUUGUGUGUAGGCCUUUCCUUUGCUCCCAGGACACACUGAGGCCCAUGCCUUGGGAAGGUUUCAUGCCACUCAUUUUGGAUAGUCUCCGAAAUUUGAAUUUCUUUUUCCUGUAAGGGCAAAUUUCCAAUUUUUCAUUUUCUAUUUGUAUGGCAAAUUUUAAUUCUUUGACUCUUCCUCUGAGUUUACCUAAAAAUUAAAACUGCCUUUUCAUAAAUAAGCUUUAUUUUGAAUUUUGCUAUUUUUGGCAAGCCCACCCCCUUUCCCGUUCUGUGUUACAAUUAGGAAAAUCUCUAAGGUUUCUCCUUUUUCUUAACUUCAUUAACCUGCUUUAUUCAACACAAGCCCUUGCUCUCUCUGUUUUUGUGGAUUGCUUUACAUGCCACCUUAUUGAUGGGUCACUAUCUUGCCAAGACUCCAGGCAAGGCUUUCUAGUCCAGUCCCAGAACUGGAUGUUCUAGCUGUCCCUCCCACUGUCCUAAAGUGAAAAGUUUUUGUUUUUGUUUUGUUUUGAUUUUAAUUGGAUAUUUUCUUUAUUUACAUUUCAGUGAAAAGUUUUUAAAAUCAUUUUAAAAACCUGUGGAUUCUGAACUAUACCUCUUUCUAAUUAACAGACUAGGUAACUCAUCAUCUCAGCUUUUGCAUGUUAAUAUUUAUUUAAGCAGCAAAUUGACUCUGGCUGGCCGUUCUCCUCAUCCCUCUUCCUCCUCCCAGCCCCGCCCUGCAUACUCUGCCAUUUUGUCUUUCAAUUCUCAGACAUGCCUAUCACUGGACCACAAUGUGUGAUAGUAAUACUGGCAUUGGUCUGCUGAGAUGGAUGGAAGGCACUAUUCUUCAUAUUUAAAAUAUUUAUUUCCUCUGUAAGAAAGUAAGAUAUGUUUUAUGGUCCAAGUAUCCUACUACAAGUUAAUUUUUGCAACACAACUUGCUUGCAGACCAAACUAGAGACCAGGUGUGUAUUCCUUUUAUGGCACCAUUAACAAGAUCUGGUCUUUUCCUUGAUGACUAGCUAUGAUGCUAAUGCUGAAUGUCCUCCUACCUCACACCAUGAGAAUCAGAAGGCUACUGGCCUUCUCAGACCUUCCUUCUUUCUGUUGGCCUUUCUGAGUCUGGAAUGAUCACUCUAUUGAAUAGAGUAUUCCAACCAGUGUCCUGGCUACAGAUGUUUGAUUAUUAUGUGUCGGAAAUGUCAGUUAUAUGUUCUUCUGCCAUCUCAUGGUGGUUUUCUGGUGUUGGGAAGUUAAACGUGGGCUGUCCUUAACUCUUCUGUGCAUGUGUUUAUUCACAGCUCUCUUAUAUAGACUUAUCUUCCCUUACUGAGCUGUUCCACUUAAAACUGGCCUAAGACUUUCCCAUCAACCCUUGUUGUCUUCCUGUGGCUUUGAUAAUAUUUGGGAGAUUCUGUUGUAUAUACCUCAUAGAUUAUCCAUUUUUGCUACAAAAUUUAGUGCCAUCUCUUCAGUGGGUGCAAAGUCCACUGCCUCGAGUUGCACAGUAGAGCACUAAAUGUUUAAGCUGAGCUUGCUGCAGUCUCCUUUCCAGUCCAGUGCCUUUUCUAUCUUUUUACUGAGCUGCUUCUGCCCCCAGACCUCCUUGUUGGAAAGAUUUUGUUUUGCCUUUCUGGGACUGUCACCAUCUCCCAUAUAGUUUAGAGUUUCUUUUUCUGCUAUUCAACAAUCUUUCUAAGUAAUCCUGUCUUAGAAGGGGUGAAAGGGUUGGGAAGGAUGAAGACCUGGUUCUCAGGCUGCUCUCGUAGGAGUGUAACAGGAACUGUCCAGAACAGCUUAUUAGAACUACUAGAGCUUCACUGUCAGUGUUAUCCUCUGGCACUUGAAGUUUCAAAAUGCAAUGGAGGUACUCUAGCACUACACAGAGCGUCUAGAUACAACCCUGAUCUCAGUCCACACACAUGGUUAGUCCUGUAGGAAUGCACGGAAGACUUGGUUCUUGUAUAUUAGUGAGCUGGAAAACUUUAGACUUGUCCCUCCUCCUACUCUACAGCGUAUUGGUAUACAUGACAAAAUAUGUUCCCUAGUCCUUGAAUUCAUGUGAUCUUCUUAUGAUGAAUGCAGUUCUUUAGAAAAACUCAAGAAUUCCUGGAAAGAACAGGAAAAAAGUUAACCCUGUAUGUUAAUUCCAUGGGCCAGACUGGACAUCCUGAGGGAGACUGUGUUGGGCCUGUGACUCCUGAGACUAUCUGUGCACCAAUCUGGAAAUCAUGGAACAAGCCUGUCUCGUCAGCUCUUGGGAAGUAGAAGUAGGAGACUUAUGAAGUUUAGGCCAGCAUUGGAUCUAUUACAAGCUGAAGACCAGACUGGACUUGAGUGUCUUGCCUGUUCGUGGAGAAUAUUUUCUCCUCUUGUUGCCAGCAGCAGGGAAAGCAGCAGCAGCAGCAUCUGGCACAGGCAUGGAGGUGCUCUCUUCAAGUGCACACCACUGAUGGAGUGGUUUCAUUGCCACUGGGACUUUGGGCUCUUCUACUGUAGUUUCCUUUAAGUCUGAUAGUUUGAAGGUGCAGUCUUUUCACUGUGGGGCAGUCUAGAGGCAAGCCCAUGCGGUAACUACUGGUCACAGUGCGCCUGCAGUCAAGGGACAGGACAGUAGUGCUUAGGUGUAUUCUUAAGAAAGAAUAUACUCAGCAAGAAGAGCAAUUUGAGGGUCCAUCCCCCAACUGAAUGUUAUAGGGAGAACAGAGAAAUUGUGGUGAACUGGGAACUUAGAAGAGAUAUGCAAAGGAAUGUCCACAAUAGAAGUAUAGUUGCUGUUCUGCUCUUCAUCCCUAUUUGUAACUUAAGCAGAGUCACUGUCACCUUUGCUGCUUGUUAAUUUUCUUCUCCUUAGGAGUCGUGGCACCUAUGACUGCUUUCCUCACUCUUGAAGCCACUCUUCUGUCCUUGGGUGAUAUCUCUUAGCCUCCAUUCAACUUCGGGUCUCUUUGAUGUUACUCAGAGUGCAGAUCAUGGCUUCCACUGUAGCUAGUACCUUUUGGCUUGGCUCUCUUCUGGUUUUAGUGCUGAAUAUCUGUUCAUUCUGUGGGCUCUAGACCUGUCUUGUGCAUCCCCAUCCUUUUUGUCUUCCUGUAGGGGAGCCUACAGUGAUACUAGCUUUACUUUCCUAGGUACCACUGGGACAUUUGCAAGAAUAGGGUUAUUUUCAAUGUCGAAUAGAGCUUGUUCUUGUGUGCUUCUUAAACAGGCAAGCUACCUGUAUCUUCUCUGUUUGGUUGCUUUUUCUCUAGUCCUGUAAUAAGUGUAGUGGUUUUGGUUUGUUUGUUUGUUUGUUUAGAGGUAUUGGGGAAGUAAAACUAUGCUUCUGCUUGCCUGAAUCAUUAGAAUACCAUCUUAGAGCCUGUCCUGAGUUUUAAGGCAUGUCAAACAUACCACCCUGCUUUUAACUUCUAAAUAUUCAAGUCAUUUGGUAUACACAGAAGUAACCUACUAAUCCAAAGAUACACAUUGAGGCACAUAGGAAGGACAAGAUUAGGUCAUCAGAGUUUGCAUUUCGUGUCUAGUCUAGGCUCCUGAAUGAAGAAGCAGAGGAAUAGUAGUGCCAUGUGCCUUCACAGUGUCCCAGGAAACCUGGGUUGAUUGCAAGAGAAAGUACCAUUAUUUCUUGGUUCCAGUAAGUAGCACAAGAGUUGAGAUGGAGAACUAGGGACAGGGAGAACAUUGUUUUGUGCCUGAUGAAGAGCACUAUAGGGAAGGGCCAGCUGCUGACCAACAGCUGCUUGCAGAUCUUGCAGCCUCUUCCCUGUUUUAGUGCUUGAGAAAAAUGUGGCUGACCACUCCUUGUGUUGUACAGAGCCCAGGCUAAGUGCCAGCCUCAUACCUCCUACUGAUCUGGCAACUGAACAAAUCAGCAAGAUCACCUGGCCCUGCAUUCCUGAUUCAGUGCUACAACAGAAUGUGAGAAUUUCCUUUCCUCUAACCCAGAAUGGAGGCCAGUGAAGAGGAUUGCUCAAUGCAUGCUGUGCACAGCUCAUCAGACUCACACUGCCUCACCACAUAUGCCCUCAAGUGGGGUGUGUGGAGCCUGUGUUACUCCUCUCCGCUACCUCUUACCCAGUAGUGGAGAGGGUGACUAUAUUUUGGCUGUAUUUAAGUGGCAAGUAAAUUCGGGGCCCUAUGCUCUCUCUCCCCUGCUUUCUGGGCUAGUGAGCCUGCCUUGCAGUGCAUGAGAAGAGCCACCUCCUGACCUCCUCUCAGCACCCUUAAGUGGGAAGUCUGACCUCUGCUGAAACAUGCUGGGCAUGGCAGCUGUGAGGUACCUCCCACAUCUGCUUUCUGGCUGUGCUGACUUGGGAUUUUUAACCUUAUAUAUCUUUUUCCUUUAUUCAAAACAAAACAAUUUUUAGCACACUGAAAAAAAAAAGCCAAAUGUUUUGUGCCUUUCUAAGGCAGCGCUGUACCCCAGGCUGCAUCUUAGGACUUAAUAUGGAAAUACCAGAGUCUGAGCUCCUCUGCCUUGAAUAUCUUUAGCCCUGGAGUUGUGGGGACUAGGAUGUCUGACUAGGUGGCACAUUAGGUGCCUAUAGUCUCCUUGCUCUGCUAUGAGGCUUCACUGGAAAAGAGCAGCAUUUUAUUCUGGCAGCACUUGGUUGGUUCCAGGCAGCAGUUAGUGUUCAGGUAACUGCUCUGGGUGCCCCAUUCACCCACCUCCGAGAACAAUGCCCUGCAGAACAGAGCUGUGGGGUGGACUCUACUGGGAAGAGGAGAUGCUUCAUUUGUUGUCUUUUUGUUUUGCUGGAUCUUGAGCCAGCUUCAACCUCCUGCCUCUCCUCAGACUUGGCUAUCCUUUCAUUUGAAGGCUUCAACCAUAAAGCAUUAAGUGGCUGGUGCCCAUCACAGGGUCUACUUGUACCCAGGGAGGGGCUGUGGAACACUGAGGCCUGUCGGUCAUACUGUCAUAGGUUUCAACCACAAGUUUUUGUACCCUCCCCUUCUCCCUGGUUCUCCCCUGCCUGUGGCCAACAAAGAGCAGGGGGUGGAAACAGUUCUUUUUAAGAUCUGCCUCAUUCAUUUGAGAUUUUUUUUAAUUCUUGAUUUGGAUGGGACUAGAGAACUUGAUAUUUUCCCUAGAAUAGAUUCCCAAUUUGUAUAUCAGUGUUAAGAAAACAAACACACACUUAGAUGAGAUUCUCAUGGACUAUUUUUAAAAUGUCAUUAAUAUAAAAGAUUUCUAUUAGCAGUAUUUAAUCUCUCCUGUAAAGAGACAGAGGUAAAUACUCGUGCAGAGCAGCGGAGCUUUAAGACUUGUUCUCUCCGGUCCGUGGUGUUUUGCCAGUGUACUGAUGUGUAGAGGUCUGUUAUACUAAUUAGAGGUCUGUUAUACUAAUGUUAUUUAUUAAUUUUUUUCAUUUCCAAACAGUUAACUAAAGAACUUUUUCAAGCACCCGUGUCUGUAAAAAAAAAAAAAUAUUUUUAAAUAAAAUUUCUUUUGUUGUAGCACA
Molecule: messenger RNA, 11219 nt
Organism: Mastomys coucha (southern multimammate mouse)
Lineage: Eukaryota; Metazoa; Chordata; Mammalia; Rodentia; Muridae
Gene: Cbl
Product: Cbl proto-oncogene
Exons: 16
Coding region: 200-2944 (914 amino acids)
Biological process (GO): cell surface receptor signaling pathway; negative regulation of epidermal growth factor-activated receptor activity
Cellular component (GO): membrane raft; plasma membrane
Molecular function (GO): SH3 domain binding; calcium ion binding; ubiquitin protein ligase activity
Source: RefSeq, a predicted model, not a curated record